CAUCUCUGGUUCAUUUUCAUGGAUGAAAUCCAAAUGGGUCUUUCACCAACUAAACUCCCGCCACCCUUCUUUGUCUUCUCUCUUUUCUCCACUCAAAACCAAAACAACCUCUCAACACCCAUAUUCAAGCUCUGCAAAACACGUCCUCAACCAUGUACAAAUCAGCCACCUCUUAUCUGUUUCUGCAAAAGACGGCCAGUUUUAUAUGGGUCCUUCUCUUCACGCCUUCUUCGUCAAAGGCCCCCAGUAUUUUGACGUCCAGAACCAAUGUAACAUUCAUAAUGUUGCCGUUAUUUGGAACUCUCUUUUGUCUUUGUAUACAAAAUGUGGUCCCAUAAAUGAUGCCGUUAAAUUGUUCGACGAAAUGCCGAUUAGAGAUACAGUGUCGUGGAAUAUAAUGAUAUCUGGGUUUUUGAGAGAUGGGGACUUUGAUACUGGUUUUGGGUACUUUAAGAGAUUGCUUGAAUUAGGUUUUGAUUGGUUAGAUCAAGCUAGUUUUACUACAAUGUUAUCGGCUUGUGAUAUACAGGAGUAUAGUUUUGUCACUAAAAUUAUACAUUGUUUAGUUGUUUUAAGUGGGUAUGAGCAAGAGGUAACAGUUGGUAAUGCGUUGAUUACUUCAUAUUUUAAAUGUGGGAGUUGUGGUUUAGGGAGGCAGGUUUUUGGUGAGAUGAGAGAAAGGAAUGUAAUUACUUGGACAGCUGUUAUUUCUGGGCUAGUGCAAAAUCAGUUGUAUGAUGAUAGUUUGAAGUUGUUUGCAGAAAUGCGUUGUGGAUCGGUUAAUCCAAAUUUCCUAACGUACUUGAGCUCACUGAUGGCAUGUUCGGGUUUACAGGCAUUAAGGGAAGGGCGUCAAAUCCAUGGAAUUCUGUGGAAGUUGGGGAGUCAGUCGGAUGUGCGCAUCGAGAGUGCACUGAUGGACAUGUACUCGAAAUGUGGAAGUGUGGAAGAUGCUUGGCGGGUUUUUGAGUCAGCUGAGGAACUUGAUGAGGUUUCGAUGACUGUAAUUCUUGUGGGGUUUGCACAAAAUAAGUUUGAGGAUGAAGCGAUACAAUUUUUCGUGAAAAUGGUUAAGGCAGGAAUUGAGAUUGAUCCAAAUAUGGUUUCAGCUGUUCUUGGGGUAUUUGGUGUUGAUACUUCUUUGGGUCUCGGUAAGCAAAUUCACUCCGUGAUUGUUAAAAGAGGCUUCACCUCUAAUCCCUUCGUAAGCAAUGGGCUGAUCAACAUGUACUCCAAGUGUGGAGAUUUGAAGGAGUCAAUCAAAGUUUUCAGUCGAAUGUCUGAUAAGAACUCAAUCUCAUGGAAUACCAUGAUUGCAGCUUUUGCUCGUCAUGGAAAUGGUUCUAGAGCACUAGAGUUGUACGAAGAGAUGAGAUUGGAAGGUAUCAAGCCAACGGAUGUCACAUUUCUCUCUUUGCUUCAUGCUUGUAGCCAUGUUGGCCUAGUUGAAAAGGGCAUGGAAUUCUUUAAAUCAAUGACUGAAGUUCACAAAAUCAGUCCCAGGACAGAGCAUUACGCAUGUGUAGUCGACAUGUUGGGUCGGGCAGGACUUCUCAACGAAGCUAAAAGCUUCAUUGAAGGAUUGCCCGUGAAGCCUGAUUUACUGGUUUGGCAAGCCUUACUUGGUGCUUGCAGCAUUCACGGCGAUUCUGAAAUGGGAAAAUAUGCUGCUGAUCAGUUAAUUCUGGCUGCACCCAACAGCCCAGCACCGUACAUUUUACUGGCGAAUAUAUAUUCAUCCAAAGGUAGAUGGAGAGAAAGAGCAAGAACUAUUAGAAGAAUGAAGGAAAUGGGGGUGGAUAAAGAGACUGGUAUUAGUUGGAUUGAGAUAGAAAAUGCAGUCCAUAGCUUUGUUGUUGAUGAUAGAAGUCAUCCAAAUGCUGAGAUCAUUUAUGAAGUUCUAGCAGAGUUGUUUAGACACAUGAUUGAUGAGGGAUAUCAACCAGAUAAGAGGUUUAUACAAACGGAGCAACUCCCUCCACGGCUCCACCACCAGAACCUGAGAAAAAAAAUGGAACAUUUGUGUCUCAACAGUUCGCUUCCUCUAAUUCUUUCGAUUCAAAAAGCAGUUGCAAAACCCAACCGUCACAACUUUCCCUCCCACUCAAGGACUCCACUUCGUUGCCCUUCUAAAACCUUCACCGUAAGAAACAGCAAAGAGACAACCGGAGACAGCGCUCCUCCUUCUCCUCUCUCCAGUUCUUCGGCUUACGCCAUUCUCGGCGUCGAGCCAAGCUGCUCAGCCGCGGAGCUUAAAGCUGCUUUUCGUUCCAAAGUUAAACAAUACCAUCCAGAUUUGAAUAGAGAUGGGAAAGAUUCUGAUUCAAUGAUUAGACUUGUAAUUCAAGCUUAUGAGAUGUUAUCGGAAUACAGCCGAUCGGAAAUCAUUGAAAGGGAAUGUUUAGAUCCUUUUGAUGAUCCAGAAUGUGAAGCAUUUGAUAUAUUCGUCAAUGAGGUUCUCUGUGUUGGCAGAGGAUGCCCAUAUUCAUGUGUCAAAACAGCUCCUCAUGCUUUCACAUAUGUUUCCUCAACUGGAACUGCAAGGGCAACUUCUCAAGGACAUGGUGAAGAUUACCAAGUCCAGCUUGCAGUUGGCCAGUGCCCAAGAAGUUGCAUUCAUUAUGUCACGCCUUCCCAGAGAAUUAUUCUCGAGGAGUUACUUGAGAGUAUCUUGAAUGUGCCUUAUGAUAUAUCAGCUGAGGCAGACUUGCUUUAUUCUCUAAUCACUAAAGCUAAGUUCGAGAACAAUCGGUAUCAAAAGCCAAAAAAGCAACCCAAAACUUCCUCCAAACAUGUUGAUUGGUUCUGACUUCUGGAUACCAUCUAGUUAUGUGCUGUUAAAACUUAUCUUCAGAAACUUGACAUGUACUCAACAUCACGGUCAAAUACUUGAAGAUGGAAGCAAAUUCAAUGAGAUGUUGAUGUCCAUUUUCUGUAUUUCAGUGCCGAUGCUUCUUUGAUGUUAGGUAGAAGUAAGCAAUACCAGAAUUGAGCCAAAGAUCAAAAUGCAUCAGUGUGAUGCUUGGACUAUAUGAUCCCAUAUCUGGUUGCCGGAAGUUAGCUUUGUUCUCAAAUAAAAAGGUCAUAAGAUGAGGGGAGAAAUUAUUCUUGUAAGAGGUUCUAU
This is a messenger RNA of Pistacia vera, 3124 nucleotides long. Its product is annotated as pentatricopeptide repeat-containing protein At3g05340-like. Gene Ontology annotation, biological process: RNA modification. The record is from RefSeq and is a predicted model, not a curated record. Lineage: Eukaryota; Viridiplantae; Streptophyta; Magnoliopsida; Sapindales; Anacardiaceae. Bases 23 to 2809 code for a protein of 928 amino acids. The transcript is spliced from 8 exons. Gene Ontology annotation, molecular function: RNA binding; protein binding.